Sander lucioperca (pikeperch) is the source of this 6781-nucleotide messenger RNA. RefSeq names its product contactin associated protein 1 (gene cntnap1). NCBI's taxonomy places the organism in Eukaryota, Metazoa, Chordata, Actinopteri, Perciformes, Percidae. The transcript has 24 exons. The record is from RefSeq and is a predicted model, not a curated record. The coding region runs from base 857 to 4783 and encodes 1308 amino acids.
ACCUGUUCUUCUCUGGACAUAUUUAUGAAUGCACUGGCAUGGACAGAGUACCUGGACAAGGUCAAACAGACAGCCUGCAAAACUGUGCAGCCUACUGUGAUUGUCAUUCUAUAUAGUCCUCCUGCUGACACAGGAUAUCAAGGACUUCCAUCCUGUUUUGGGGUUCAAGUUUAGAUGUGCGUUCCUGGAGGGAAAGACUUAACCAUCUCCUCACUAGCGCAUGCAGUGCACUCUAGUUGGCAGCCACGAAAAGUGUACCAAAGGAUGAUAUGAGAUGCCAUGAAAAAAGAGAAGAGGAAUAAAUCGUUGGUGCAUUGGUGCAUUGGUGAUAUGACCACAUCCUAGAUGGAAAUUGUUGUUUUUGACCAGUUCCACAAGACUUAUUUGGAGAUUUAAGCAACAUCAUAUUAUUUUUAAUUGUGUUGGAAAAAUACUUUCAUUCUGCGGCGGACUAAAAAAGUUUUUUUUUUCCUUCCUCCCUUCCAGUCUCUUCUGCAUCCAGACUCCUGCGGAACGGACAAUACAGAACCCCACUCCGAACUGGCCUACAAGCACUCUGCUAGUUUACAAAUAUGUUGAAUUAUAUCAUGCAGGAGCCACACCAUUACAUGACGGUCAUGUGAAAGAAACAAUUUAAAGGAUAUAAAAGAAGAAGUGCGCGCUCUCGGCUAAGCGCAGCAUCAGCACCAGCAUCCGAUGCGCGUCCCCGACCCGGUAGAGGCUGCCCGAAAUCCCGGGAAGAGGAGUUGAAGCUGCGCGAGUUAAAGUUGGGCUAAAGGGAGGUUAGAGGAUGCUGCAGAACAAUCUACGAUCUAAUUAACAUAGCAUAUGCGGAGAAACGUGUCCUAAGUGAAGGAUGACUUGCAAAAUACUGAGCAUAUGCCUCUUAUUUUUGGGUUUUCAACAUUGCUCAUCACGAGAAUGCGUUGAUCCGCUGAUCUCUGGGCUCUAUGCCUCUUCCUUCCUGGCCUCCUCCAGAUACAACUUUCUUUACUCUGCCAAUUUUGCCAAAUUGUAUGGCAGCAGUGGCUGGUCCCCAUCCCCCAGGGACAGACAGCCAUGGCUGCAGGUAGACCUGGGCAGGAAGUAUCGACUGGUGGCCAUUGCCACCCAGGGGACCUUUAACUCAUAUGACUGGAUCACCAAGUACACCCUGCUCUAUGGAGACCGACCAGACUCCUGGACACCAUACAUCAUGGAUGGAGGAAACUCUACGCUGCCUGCAAACUGGAAUUAUUAUCAGAUAAAGAGGAAUGUCUUCCAUUACGCCUUUACUGCUAAACACAUACGCCUGCUGCCUCUGGCGUGGAACACAGAGAAUGGAGGGAAGAUCGGUGUGAGGCUGGAGCUGUUUGGCUGCCCUUAUGAUUCUUAUGUGCUACAGUACAACGGGGAUGACUCAGUGGUCUACAUGUACCCAGAGAAGAGGUCUCGUACACUACAAGACCAUAUCGCCAUAAACUUUAAGACUCUGGAGCAGGAUGGUCUGCUGUUACACAGUGAGGGGAUUCAAGGAGACCUGUUCACCUUGGAGCUGAAGAGAGGUCGUCUUUACCUGCACAUCAGCCUAGGAAGCAGUGUAAUACACAAAGUUGAUGGCCGAACUACACUAACUGCUGGCAGCCUUCUUGAUAAUCUACACUGGCACUAUGUCACCAUCAAGCGCUAUGGUCGACAGGUGAACUUCACAGUGGACAGUCACACAGUCACAGCCAUCUGUAAAGGAGAGUUUACACACCUGGAUCUGGAUACGCAGUUAUAUGUAGGAGGUGUCAUAGAGCAAAAUAUGCAUCACCUGCCCAGUACACCAAAUUUCCGGGGCUGCCUGGAGAACGUCUUCAUCAAUGGCGUCAACAUCAUUGACAAGGCUCAGAGAGAUGAACCUGACAUCCGAAUCCCACGAAAGAAAAAGAUGCAUUAUGCCUGCAGGGACAUUCUGCUCAAACCAAUGACUUUUGCUGGGCCCAACAACUACCUGCAGGUGCCGGGCUUCUUUAGGAGGCCACGUAUGUUCGUGAAGUUUAAGUUCCGCUCAUGGGACUACACUGGGCUGCUAAUGUUCACACGAUUUGCUGAUGACCUGGGUGCCCUUGAGCUGGGCCUAAGCGAGGGACAGAUCAACGUCACUAUAUUCCAGCCUGGGAAGAAGAAACUCCAGUUUGCUGCAGGAUACCGGCUAAAUGAUGGUUACUGGCAUUCAGUGGAUUUGGCAGCCAGAGACAGCCUGCUGACUCUCACAAUUGAUGAGGAGGAGGGCUCUCCACUAAAGAUCACCAACCCUUUCACAAUUCGGACGGGAGACCGCUACUUUUUUGGAGGUUGUCCGAAAACCAAUAACACAAUAAGGAAGUGCGAGACUAAGCUGAACCGCUUUCAUGGUUGCAUGCAGCAUAUCUUCAUAGACAACGAACAGCUUGAUAUUGACAUUAUUCUGCAACGACAAUGGGGGCGCUAUGCUGAGCUACUGUUGGGCACCUGUGGCAUCACUGACAGAUGUAGUCCAAAUCCAUGUGAACAUGAAGGCAGAUGCAUCCAGUCCUGGGAUGACUUUAUCUGUCUGUGUGAGAACACAGGCUAUAAAGGAGAAGUGUGUCACAUGUCGGUUUAUAAAGAGUCAUGCGAGGCCUACAGGCUCAGUGGCAAGUAUUGGUCUGGAAACUACACCAUUGAUCCUGAUCUCAGUGGACCGCUGAAACCAUUUCAAGUGUACUGCAAAAUGAAAUCAUAUAAAGCUUGGACAGUGAUUCUGAAUGACCGUGUGGAUGGUACCAAAGUGACUGGGAGUUCAAUAGACCGGCCGUAUAUAGGAGAUGUCAACUACUGGAACGCCUCCUGGGAUGAAGUCACUGCUCUAGCCAACACCUCCGUGUACUGUGAGCAGUGGAUCGACUACUCUUGCUACAAGUCCCGUCUCCUCAACACCCCCAAUGGAAGACCUUUUGGUUACUGGAUUGGUCGUAACAAUGAGAGUCACUAUUACUGGGGUGGAACAUUCAGAGAGGUCCAAAAGUGCGGCUGCGCUAUCAACCAAACCUGCACCGAUCCCAAGUUUCAGUGUAACUGUGAUGCUGACUAUAGACAAUGGUACUCUGAUAAGGGCUACUUGGACUUUAGAGACCAUCUGCCUGUGAAGAAGGUGGUAGUCGGGGACACCAACAGGACCGGCUCAGAAGCACAAUUUACUGUCGGGCCCCUCCGCUGCCAUGGCGACAGAAACAUCUGGAACACCAUAGCCUUCACCAAGCCCACCUACAUAACCUUCCCCACCUUCAGGCCAGGCUCCAGCGCUGACAUCUCCUUCCACUUCAAAACCUAUCGUGACCACGGUGUCUUCUUGGAGAACUCUGAUGACCAACUUCGAAACUUCAUACGAAUAGAGCUGAAUACCACCCAUAACCUUGCGUUUAUAUUUAUGGUUGGUGAUGGCAUCCUUAAUGUGACUCUACACUCCCCGGUGCCGCUCAAUGACAAUGAGUGGCACUUUGUUCAGGCUGAGCUUAACGUGAAGCUGGCCCGCAUCAAGGUUGAUUAUCAGCCUUGGGCUGUCACACGUUUUCCAGGUCAGACCUUCGUCACCAUGAAGUUUACGCAUCCUGUCCUAGUAGGUGCAGCCAACCGCACCCUGAGACCUUUCUUGGGGUGUCUUCGAGGGUUGCGGAUGAACGGUGUUCCUCUUGAUUUAGAGGGGAAAGUAAAUGAAGAACAGGGUAUAAGGAGGAACUGUACUGGAGAAUGUCUCAAUGCUACCAUACCAUGCCGAAACGGCGGCCAGUGUAUUGAAGGCUAUGCUUGCUACACUUGUGACUGUAACAACACAGCUUUUGAUGGUUUCUACUGCCAUAAAGACAUCGGAGCCCACUUUGAGAUUGGCUCGUGGCUGAGAUACAACAUACGAAAGAAGCCUAUAUCAGACGAAGCAGCAUGGGCCAACUGGAUUGACCCGCAUUACGACAACUUCAGCCUGGGCUACAAUGACACAGCAGAUGACAUAGAGUUCAGUUUCAGCACCGUUCACACGCCAGCUGUGUUGCUCUACAUCAGCUCCUUUGUCCAAGACUACAUUGCUAUCAUCCUCAAGACUGAUGGUAGUGUAGAUCUGAGGUAUAAGCUGGGACUCAUAACACACAAGUACCAGUUGACUCAUCGAAACCUGGCAGAUGGAUACCCCCACUAUGUCAACAUAACCAGACACAACAGAACCAUCAAAACACAGGUGGAUUACAUGGAGCCCAUAGUAGAAAAGAUAACCUUAGUGGAGGACGCCAGAUUUGACUCUCCAAAGUCCAUGUUCCUGGGCAGAGUAAUGGAGGUUGGCGACAUUGACUAUGAGAUCCAGAGGCAUAAUGCUCCCGGCUUCAUAGGCUGCAUAUCUGGGGUAAGAUACAACAUCUACGCCCCUUUAAAGGCCUUAUUCCGUCCAAAUGAAACAGACCCUCCAGUAACGACACAAGGCUACGUGUCUGAGUCCAACUGUGGCGCCUUCCCUCCUAUCCUGGGCUAUGUACCAUGGGAAGUAGACCCCUGGUUUACCACCAUAGAAUAUUUUUAUAUCCAUGAUGACCUAGGCCUGUUUUGGAUAACAGUCAUUGUCAUCCUGGCACUGCUGCUGCUCUUUGGAGGCCUGUACAGCAUCUAUGUCUAUGCGUAUCAGCAGAAAGGCAGCUACCGCACCAAUGAACCCAAGAACCUGGAGUCCCCCAGCAGCUCCAGGCCGCUGACUGAGACCUUGAGGAGAGAAAAAAAGCACCUCCCGGAAAUUGAAGAGGAGUUCAGGAGUGACUAGCAUCACAGGACCUUUAGGACAGUGGGUGGGGUUUGACUGGGGGUUGGGGAGAGGGAAAUAGCACUUACAACAACCACAGAUACCUGCAUUAGGUUUUCUAAUUCUUUCAUUCUCUUUUUUUAUAUUUUGGUUUGUGUUCCUUUUCCCGGGUAAAGUGGAAUUAGACCCCUGGUGCUCUACGUAGUACGUAUUUUGGUAAGGGUUAAAAGUUCACAUCAAGCCCAAUGUUGCGUGAGUAGCCAACAAGUCUCACACUGUAUUGCAGGGUGAAAUACUGAAGUGCCUCAUCUGAGCAAGCUUGAUCUGAAGUAACAUUAUAGCUUAUUCAGAUAGGGUUUAGAUUAGACACUGUGGGAUCAGGAUUUAAAGUAUGUUAAGUUACAGUUGGACCAUCAGUUUAAUGUAUUCUAACCCUUUUAUUGAUUGAUUUUUCUUUCUUGAUCAAUUUUUGAGACCGAUAAAAGCUACCAAUAUCCUACUGUAUAGAUGUAUUGCCAUCUAAGAUAUACCUUUUGGUGACAAUCUCUCAUCUUCAUCUUGGGUUUGAGCAUUAAACACAUCUGAGAACUAGUGAACUUAACUAGUGCAACAAAAAUCCAGAUCACCGAAACAAAACUGGUGUUUAUGAAUAAAAACAACCAACCGAAGAGAGAACACACUGGACAAGCAUGGAGCUUUGAGAUGUUAAGCUUUGAGAUGAUACAUUUAAAGAUUGUAAAAGGUAUAUAUGCUUAUAUUUGUUGUAUGGCAGCCUAUAACAGUGCAUUACCUAUACAGAAUGGCACACAUAAGUGGUUCAGAAUUGCCAUAGUGUCAGUAGAUAGCAGCUUUGCCGAUCACAGUAUGCUCAGAUUCCUAAACACAUUCUUAACUAUGGGGCUUCAGAAAUGAGAGUGUGAUGAUAUGAAGAUACUCCUCUAGGUGUGAAAGCUAACAGGCUGUUGGUGUACUGCAGAAUCAAAACAAAAGUUGAGGUGAUGAAGCUCAGCAGAGACAGGGUGACCUAAAUAUCCAAGUCCUCAUUCCUUCUGUCUUACUUCUGGUUGCUUAUAUUAUGGUCAAGCUGCCAACAGCUCGGUGCUACAGAGAGUUUGACUCGGCAGACAUUUCUAAGAACAAUAUUACAUAAGAAUCUCACAAUCCUCCCGUCUCCAAUAAUAAUCAUCUUUCAGGAAACCGCUGCUCCAUGUGGCCGUGUGGAGAAGCAUACAUAUGAACAAACAUGCACACACACAAUAACAUAUGUACAGUGGACCACAAGAGUGUAAAUGCUAAUCUUUUACUUCUAACUCAUACUGCUCAAAUACUUUUGCAUAACGCUGUAGGACAGUAGCCGACCACGCUGACAUCACUGCUGUUGCUCAUUUAGCUGCUUCCAGUGGGAAGUUGAAAAUUCUACCUAUAUAGUCCAAUGAAAUGUUCUUCUGUGGCAAGAUGAAAUUUCGUUUGAUGUGUGGUGCAACCAAAGCUUCAGGCUGUCAUUAUCACCGCAGCUCUCCUUGAUACUGAAGCACUAUUGUGUAUGUGAAAAAAAUAGGAAAAAAACAUUUGUAACAUAUCAGCUAGAGCAUGACCGCACUUUGCAGUAACAUGCAAUAAUAUGAGCUUCUUUCAGCCACCAAUGAUAUUAAUGUUUAAUUUGCAGAUGCACAAUAGCAAGUAGGAUGUAAUGAGUGUAUACGUGAAUAUAUGAAUAAUGUGUUAAGCGACUUUUAUAUUCCUAUGGUUUACAUAAAACAAGUUAAAAACAGUUAAAUGGAGUGCUUUGAAUGUAAAUCCUCUGACUCUGUAAUGUAUGAGCAGACACUACAGUGAAGACCAGCUCAAAUGUUUUCACUGUAGGCUGCUUAGCACUGAAAGUAAACUAAUCCAUGGUAGCUGCUUAGAAUGCUCAGGAUGAAGAAAGUAAAGUACUUGCUCUCUGUAGCACAAAUAGCCUACACCUCAACAUUGUUGGCUUCUUCCGUUGCAGAUGGGCAGGACUGUGCGAAAUUGACA